CUCCCGGCAUUGGGUUCGUAGUCCCCGCACUUGAGAAAACAGAUCUCGGUGGAGACCUACGGGAGCUCUCUGCUCCCGGAGCCUCCUCCAAGCUUUGAGGACGUCCCAGUCUCUCUCCUUCUCGCCACCGCCCUCAAGCCAACUUGGAGGAAGUGAUCUGCGGCCGGGGCGGGGAGCCCAGUGCGGGCUGCGCGAGGACGCGAGCGCCAACUGUCCGGACCGGCUGCGGAGAUCCCUGGCGCUGUCGAGGGGGACUCGCCAGGGUGGAGACCGGAUCGAAGGGCUGGGGGCGCGGCGGCCACUCCAGGAGGUCGGGCGGCGAGCGUGACCUCACUGGGAGGGGCCAGCGCGCAGCCGGGGCUCGGAACCCAGCGCCGAGAGCGCCGCGCGGAGCCGAUCGCAGCACCGAGAGCGCACGCCGUGGCCGGGAUGGAGCGCUACAAAGCCCUGGAGCAGCUGCUGACAGAGCUGGAUGACUUCCUCAAGGUUCUGGACCAGGAGAACCUCAGCAGUGCGGCCGUGGUGAGGAAGAGUGGCCUGGCCGAGCUCCUGCGGCUUUACACCAAGAGCAGCGGUUCUGAUGAGGAAUAUAUUUACAUGAACAAAGUGUCAGUCAACAGGGAGCAGAACUCAGCAUCUCCACAUGAAGCGCCCAAGGAGCAGGGUCCACUGGCCAAUGGGGAGGCCAGCCAGCACUCCUCAGCCCCACAGAAGAGUCUUCCAGAUCUUCCUCCACCCAAGUUGAUUCCAGAGCGGAAGCAGCUCACAGUUCCAAAGAUUGAGUCUCCUGAGGGCUACUACGAAGAGGCUGAGCCAUAUGACACCUCCGUCAAUGGUCACUAUGGAGCAUAUCUCCCCACUGGAGUCCCCAAAUGGGCACCGGUGCCUGAAGGAGUCAUUUAUGCCACCAUCACCUUGGAGGAUGGAGAGGCUGUGAGCAGCUCCUACGAGUCCUAUGAUGAAGAGGAGAACAGUAAAGGCAAGGCAGCCCCGUACCAGUGGCCUUCGCCCGAGGCUAGCAUUGAGCUGAUGCGCGACGCCCGCAUCUGUGCCUUCCUGUGGCGCAAGAAGUGGCUGGGCCAGUGGGCCAAGCAGCUCUGUGUGAUCAGGGACACCAGGCUCUUGUGUUACAAAUCAUCCAAAGAUCACAGCCCUCAGCUGGAUGUGAACUUGCUGGGCAGCAGUGUUGUGCACAAGGAGAAACAGGUGCGGAAGAAAGAGCACAAGCUGAAGAUCACGCCGAUGAACGCCGACGUGAUUGUGCUGGGGCUGCAGAGCAAGGACCAAGCUGAGCAGUGGCUUCGGGUCAUCCAGGAGGUGAGUGGCCUGCCUUACGAAGGAACCUCAGAGGGAAACCAGUACACACCAGAUGUCCAGCGCUUGAACUGUCAGAAACCAGAUAUAGCUGAGAAGUAUGUGUCAGCUUCGGAAUACGGGAGCUCCACUGAUAGCCACCCUGAGGUCCCAGAGACCAAAGACGUCAAGAAGAAAUGUUCUGCCGGCCUCAAACUGAGCAACCUAAUGAACCUGGGCAGGAAGAAAUCUACCUCACUGGAGCCCCCAGAAAGAUCCCUUGAGACAUCUAGCUACCUGAAUGUGCUGGUGAACAGCCAGUGGAAGUCACGUUGGUGUUUCGUUAGAGACAGCCACCUGCACUUCUACCAGGACCGGAACCGGAACAGUGCCCAGCAGCCCCUCAGCUUGCUGGGCUGUGAAGUAGUUCCAGACCCCAGCCCGGACCACCUGUAUUCCUUCCGCAUCCUCCACAAUGGCGAGGAGCUGGCCAAGCUUGAGGCCAAGUCCUCGGAGGAGAUGGGCCACUGGCUAGGGCUCCUGCUUUCAGAGUCAGGCUCCAAGACAGACCCAGAAGAGUUCACCUAUGAUUAUGUGGAUGCUGAAAGGGUUUCCUGUAUUGUGAGUGCGGCCAAAACCUCUCUCUUACUGAUGCAGAGAAAGUUCUCAGAGCCCAACACAUACAUUGACGGCCUGCCUAGCCGGGACUGCCCAGAAGAGCUGUACGAUGACGUCGAGAUGUCGGAGCUGACGGCAGUGGUAGAGCCUGCCGAGGAAGUCACCCCUGCUGUAGAUGCUAACAGCGAGAGUGAGCUUGACCGAGUGUACCUGGACCUCACGCCUGUCAAGUCCUUCCUGCACAGCCCCAGUGGGGUACCGGCACUGGCCUCUCUUCCAGCAUUACCACAGCUGGAUGACCUAGCUGAGACCCUCACAGUAGACCCAGGUCCAGGCCCCACCCCAGAUGAGCCACACGCAGGGGCUCCAGAAAGCCUAGAGGAACAGCAGAGGCAGCUAGAGAGUCAGGAGUCCUCGGAGCCCACGGAGCCUACCUUGAGAAUCACCACAGUUAAACUGCAGGCCGAGCAGCAGAGAAUCUCCUUCCCUGCCAACUGCCCUGACACCAUGGCUUCUACCCCCACCAGUGCCAGCCCACCUGUGAAGGACAAGCUGAGGGUGACCAGUGCAGAGAUCAAACUUGGGAAGAACCGGACAGAGGCUGAGGUGAAGCGGUACACGGAGGAGAAGGAAAGGCUGGAGAGGAAGAAGGAGGAAAUCCGGGGGCACCUGGCUCGGCUGCGCAGAGAGAAGCGUGAACUCAAAGAGACGCUGCUAAGAUGCACAGAUAAGGGAGUCCUGGCCAACCUAGAGCAGAAGCUGAAGAAAGUGGAGGAGGAGUGUCGGAUGGAGGAGAGCAGGCGUGUGGACCUUGAGCUCAGUAUCAUGGAGGUGAAGGACAACCUGAAGAAGGCUGAGGCUGGGCCUGUGACGCUGGGCACUGCUGUGGAUACCACCCACCUGGACAACAUGAGCCCUCGUCCACAGCCCAAAGCUGCCACCCCCAACCCCACCCCAGACUGCACCCCAGUCAACUCUGCAUCUGUGCUCAAGAACAGGCCUCUUUCAGUCAUGGUCACAGGCAAAGGCACGGUCCUGCAGAAAGCCAAGGAAUGGGAGAAGAAAGGAGCCAGUUAGGAAACAAGAAUCACCCAAAGACUCUAUGUCAGUGUGGACCUGGUGACAAUCCUGCUUCGGUCAAGUCUUUGAUAAACAGCAGCUCUGAGGAAGGGUGAGUCUGUGCAGAAGAAAAAGCAAGGAAUGAGGUGUCGUGAAUGGAGCUUCGGUUAGAGGAAGGCACAGUCUCCUCUUCAAGCCAAAGGGAAUGCAGCAGCAGCGGCGGCUUCUCCGGAGACCUAAGUCUACUGGCUGCCAAUGAGACAUUGUACUUUUUCUUUUUUAAGAUUUCAUCCAUCAAUCUAUUGUUUUAUCAAGAUUUUUAAGUAGUGAAAAAAUAGCCACAUGGCUUUGAGUGACAAGAAAAUCUAGCCUUCUGACCCCUUAUCUUUUAUCCUCUAUCUGGCAACAUUAAGGGUUAAAUUACCCUUGACUCCACACUGGUGGGCCCUUACAUGGUCUUUGAUGAUCUUAAAGAGUGUUAGCCACCAAUGGUGUGAACUCUGGAGACCAGUAACAGGGACAUAUUUGGAACCAAGCUAAGACACUGACCCCACUAGGGACUUUCCCCCAAGUCCACGGCAGUUGAUUCAACCGCCUUUAACAGACAAACUCUUAAAUGCUGUAUUGUAUAAGGGAAACUCCCUGUGUUUACAGACUGUUCUGUGGCCAGGCCACUUUUAAGAAAAGAGUUAGUUAAUGGCCUCUUCAUUUCCAUCUUAAAGAUGUUUUUAAUUUCUGGUCCUCUUGCAAGAAAAACAGCGGUGAGUUAGAGUAUUGGCAGCCAGGGCUGACCUUUUGUGGGCUGUCUCUCUGUGAUGGCAUUAACACAGGUUGAAACAUUUCAUCUAUCACCCACCCCAUUUCUGGGCAUUCAGAAUCAGUUAGCGAACACUGGUUCCUGAAGGCUAAAUGUUUUUAUGCAUAUUGUCUUUCUAAUCCCAGGGCAUUUAUUUCCUGUGUCAUAAACACUUGGUGACCUUUAUCAAGUGGUGAGUUAGAUUUUUUUAAAUAAAACAUUCAUUAUA
Molecule: messenger RNA, 3995 nt
Organism: Peromyscus leucopus (white-footed mouse)
Lineage: Eukaryota; Metazoa; Chordata; Mammalia; Rodentia; Cricetidae
Gene: Afap1l2
Product: actin filament associated protein 1 like 2
Biological process (GO): regulation of mitotic cell cycle; regulation of interleukin-6 production; positive regulation of DNA-templated transcription
Cellular component (GO): cytosol
Molecular function (GO): SH3 domain binding; SH2 domain binding
Source: RefSeq, a predicted model, not a curated record